This is a messenger RNA of Drechmeria coniospora, 1308 nucleotides long. RefSeq lists its product as uncharacterized. The coding region runs from base 1 to 1308 and encodes 435 amino acids. Gene Ontology annotation, molecular function: GTPase activity. Lineage: Eukaryota; Fungi; Ascomycota; Sordariomycetes; Hypocreales; Ophiocordycipitaceae. The transcript is spliced from 3 exons. The record is from RefSeq and is a predicted model, not a curated record.
AUGGUGUUGCUGCUGCGGGCACCAGUUCCGGAUCCUGUCACCACUCGUGCUCCCGAAGCUGCACCAGCUCCUGUGCUGUGGGAUCCGCGACACCCCUUCACAGCAGCGACCGCCGGACUCGCGAUGGCGUCUUCGUCGUCGUCUACAGCCGAUGGUUCGGGCUCACCGCCGGUGGCCAUCGUCUGCGUCGGCAUGGCUGGCUCGGGCAAGACGACGUUCAUGCAGCGCAUCAACGCUCACCUCCACGAGAAGAAGAACCCACCCUACGUCAUGAACCUCGACCCCGCCGUGCUCACGGUCCCGUUCGAGUCUAACAUCGACAUCCGCGACUCGGUCAACUACGAGGAGGUGAUGAAGCAGUACAACCUCGGUCCCAACGGAGGCAUCCUCACCUCCCUAAAUCUCUUCGCCACCAAGGUCGACCAGGUCGUUGACCUGCUCGAGAAGCGAGCCAAACCAGAUGCCGACAAACCUGAGCGAGUACCGAUCGACAGAAUCCUCGUCGACACGCCCGGCCAGAUCGAGGUCUUUGUCUGGUCAGCUUCGGGCACGAUACUGCUCGAGUCGCUCGCGUCCUCGUUCCCGACCGUCAUCGCCUACAUCAUCGACACGCCGCGAACGGCGUCGACGUCGACGUUCAUGUCCAACAUGCUCUACGCCUGUUCCAUCCUCUACAAGACCAAGCUGCCGAUGAUACUCGUCUUCAACAAGACGGACGUCAAGGACGCCGCCUUUGCCAAGGAGUGGAUGACCGACUUCGAGGCCUUCCAGGCGGCUCUGCAGCGCGACGAGGAGUCGGAUGCGUUUGGCGGCGUCGAGGGCGGCGGCCAUGGCGGCAACGGGUACAUGGGCAGCCUUCUCAACUCCAUGAGCCUCAUGCUCGAGGAGUUUUACUCUCACCUUAGCAUGGUUGGCGUGAGUUCGCGCCUGGGCACCGGCGUCGACGACUUCUUCGCCGCCGUCGAGGAGAAGAAGGCCGAGUUCAUGCGCGACUACUACCCGGAGCUGCAGCGGAGGAGGGCGGAGCGCGAGGAGCAGCGGAAGGUGACGCGCGAGAAGCAGCUCGACAAGAUGAUGGAGGGCAUGGCCGUCGGGAAGCAGUCAUCGCAGCCAUCGCGGACCAAGGCCAAGGACAAUGAUGACGAUGUCGAGGUUGCGAGCGACGACGACUCGGACGACGACGACUCGGACGAGGAGCGGAUCAAGGAGGGAUUGCAGGAGCGGUACAACGCGGCGAUGGGGGAAAACGACGAUUCCGUCAUGAAGGACGCUAGCUUCGCCAAGUUCCUGCACUCGCAGCGAAAGUGA